AUGGAUACCAAUAAAGACCAUAUCCAACCCAAUACCACAAAACCCACUAAGACAAACAACAAGGAAGCGGACAAUACCGCCUCCAUCAACAUGACCGCAUUGUUCGCAGCAAUGCCACAACCACAAGCACCCUCGACUUCCUGGAGUCUCGUCGAGCCAAGGAAGAAGAAAAAUAGAAAGAGGAGGGAACGACAACGCAGGUCUAGGACCAAAGACGGAAAAACAAAAGGGGGAACUGGAAACAGCGAACCCGAUACAGAGGAGAGUGAGCGGUACACCACCGAUGGGGACACGCCAGCUGCUGCUCCUGGAGGUACCGGGAAACCGACUGGGGAAAACCAGAGCGCGACAAAGCCCACACCGGGCAAUGCUGCGCCGGUGAAAACCAGCACGGGACCCGUGGGCUCCUAUCGCAGCGGCACGGGUGGGUGCCCAACGGGGGGAGGGCGCACAACCAACCUCUCUCACACAAACAAAACAGUGGGGGGCCCGAAAACGGCCAAAGAUGCUGGAGUACGCGCUGCUCCGGGUUACAAGGGUGGUCCCAGUGGCCAAUCGGCCCUGGAAACUGCCCGCCCGUCGAGCUCAAGCGGAAAAAGCUCUAGCGCCCAGGUCUCCUCCAAGACAACAAAAACCACGCACAUACAAAAGGCCCCAACCAAGCAAACCCAACGCCAGCUGCUGUCUAGCCGGCCACGCCUAAACAGCGGCACAAGCGAAGGGGAAACCUCGGAGGGGGGCCAAACAAACAAACCCAACAAGAGGGACCGACUAGACGACACCAUCUCACCGAAGGUGUCAUCGAAACGUCCCCGUACAACCCACACAAGAAGGGAUGGUGAGGCCAGCUACGCACAGGCGACCUUAACUCACCUGAACGUGGCUAUUACCACCAACCCCCGGACAGACCUAACAGACAAAGAAGCCACAGACAUUAAAGACCAGCUACAGAAGGCUAUCUUCACUGUAGCAGGUAACCACAAAGGAAUACCAUCAAACAUACCCUUCGCCCCCAUAUUCCUCGGCCGCACUACCCUACAUGAAGGAGUGCUGAAGCUGAAGUGCAGGGACGAUGAGACACUGGCCUGGCUGAAAGGGAUCGUCCCGACGUUCAAGGCCCCGAGGGAAGGUUUUUGCCUCACCCUCAUCGAACAACGUCAGCUAAGGCCCAAAGUCAAAGCCGCCUUAUACGUACCCGACUACCAAGGGGACGCAGACUUCCUACACAAGAUAUUAAUGAGCCAAAACAGAUACACAUACGCUGUCAGCUCAUGGCAGCUUAUACACUAUGAUGUCUCUAAAGGAGAUCGUCCUGGGAUGCUCCUAUAUCUAGGAAUACCCAGAGACGAAAUACCAAAACUCCUCGCAGAGGGCCGGAGGGUUGCAUACUCCCACGGGUCCAUAUACAUCCGGUUCUUCACGCCUGAAGGACUCAGCGAUGUACCACCGGAGGAGGAACCUAAAACGGUCGAUGACAAUAAGCCCACAGACAUGGAGACGGACAAACACACCGACAGACCUCACACUGUAGCUUCAAACACACCGACAGACUUACAGACUGACAAACCCUCCCAGACAGACACACUACCAAAACCCACACAAACAGACGGAACAGACGGACGCCAAGCAUCCCCACUCCCGACCGACAGACAAAUCCCCAUACCGACAGACGAACCAGAUGGAUCCACCCUGACGACAAACACACACAUGGAUGAAGUCAUGAACCAUCAAAACACACACCCUGCCAGCACUUCCCAGGACAUGGAAGAGGUGUUGACGCCUUUUUCACAGGUGUCCGCCUCACCAGAGUAUUGGGAAGCACUGGUGGAGUCGGAU
Molecule: messenger RNA, 1836 nt
Organism: Brenthis ino (lesser marbled fritillary)
Lineage: Eukaryota; Metazoa; Arthropoda; Insecta; Lepidoptera; Nymphalidae
Source: the annotation of a GenBank genome assembly